This is a messenger RNA of Porites lobata, 336 nucleotides long. The record is from the annotation of a GenBank genome assembly. Lineage: Eukaryota; Metazoa; Cnidaria; Anthozoa; Scleractinia; Poritidae.
AUGUUACGCUUUUCGCUAAGUACUGUGGAUCGUAGGAUUCGUGAGCACGGUUUGGUAAACCUAUUACCGUAUUCCACCAUUUCCGACGAAGAUUUAGACGGCGUUGUUAGAGAUGUGCAGGCAUUGUUUCCCAACAUUGGAUAUCGUCGUAUGUUGGGUGAGCUGACCCGUCGGGGCAUAGUAAUCCAGCACGCAAGAGUAAGAGCAUCAAUGAUUCGAACUGAUCCAGAAGACGCCGUACUUAGAUGGAUGGAUACUAUACAAAGAAGAUCCUACAGUGAUUAUGGACCAAAUGCCUUGUGGCAAAUUGAUGGGCACCACAAAUUAAUAAGGUAG